Dichomitus squalens LYAD-421 SS1 is the source of this 429-nucleotide messenger RNA. RefSeq lists its product as uncharacterized. Lineage: Eukaryota; Fungi; Basidiomycota; Agaricomycetes; Polyporales; Polyporaceae. The transcript is spliced from 2 exons. Bases 1 to 429 code for a protein of 142 amino acids. The record is from RefSeq and is a predicted model, not a curated record.
AUGGGGAACACGGAAGGUUCCCCACCCCGCAAGGAGGGUAUCGACGUGGACGACGUCGUGAUCGACGCGACCGCCGCAGCCACUGGAGACAAGGCACGCGCAACGGUCCAUACUGGGGAAAGGAAACCCAGGACAAGUACGGUCCCCUCGGGAUCCGCGUACUCGUCCCACCACGCCUACGGAGCUCCGAGCACCUACGACACGGCUGCGUGUGUGCCCACAACCGAUCUUGAGGGGACGAGAGGAGUGCGCGGGGAGAUUGAGGGGAACGAGGACCGUGACGAGGCGAGAGGCGCCCCAGAGGAGAUGACGGACGACGGCGCCAGUGCGCUCGACAAUGCGAGCACCUGCGCGGUGCGAGCGGACAGUGAGGAAAUACUGCCGCAAACGGGGCCAUGGGAUGAUGACGCGAUGGAGGCCGACGGAUGA